Messenger RNA from Porites lobata, 8928 nucleotides. Lineage: Eukaryota; Metazoa; Cnidaria; Anthozoa; Scleractinia; Poritidae. The record is from the annotation of a GenBank genome assembly.
GCCUCGGCAUACAUAAACUGUUUUUUUUUUUCACCUUUUAUGUUAGAUCCAAGCUGUGGUGGCGUGCUAACAAACUCGUCUGGUUUAAUCACGACUCCGAAUUAUCCAAACGACUACCCAGAUAACAUCACCUGUACUUGGCAGAUCUCUCCCGGAAAAACCCAUUUGAACGUAACCAUCGAGGACUUUAUGGUGAGUAGACAACAGAGAACUUUGUAAACAAGCUACCGUUAUGUAGAGGCCUAGAAAAACUCUGUGUUAUAACCACGCUUCUUCUUUUCGGUCACAACGUAAAAGAAUUCAGCCAUAAAAACAUUGUUUAUUCGACUUGUUUUUCCGUGGUGUUUGGGUGGUUGCAUAAAAUAGCCACGAAGUUUUAUUGUACAUUACUUUAUCAGCUGCGUCUCUUGCAUUGAAUCGAAGGGUUAUGCUAGAUGGUAGCUUGACAUGCUUACUGUAACUACGUUUAGCUUUCUUAAACUUGUUCCCAAGGUCUCUUUUGUCCUCACUUAAAAAAAGAGAGACUCAGGGAACGAGGGCGGACUUAACGUUGUUUAAUGACAUCACUGAAUAUAUAGAAGCCCAGGCUUCACGGGGACGACAACCUUAAGUUGGGCGAAGCGCGGUAAAGAAGACAAAAGACAAUGGUAAAAGGGACAAACCCAACAAUAUACUAUUGGAGGUAAUCAUUAAAUCUGAGCAUUAUCGUUUUAGCCAUCAACACUGUAUUUUAAACAUCUGGAACAGGCAAAGAUAAAAACAAUACAUAUGCAAUUUUCCACUCAAAUACCGCAUUUACUCGAAUAAGCGCCGCCCUCGCAUAAGCGCUACAUUAAGGGACAAAAACUUUGAUAAGCGCCGCGGCCGCGAUAUAAUCAAAAUCAAGAUGUUAAUUAUGUUAGUUUAAUAUGGAAAAAUAAUAAUAGCGUACUUAAAAAAUCUUUGUCGCGUCCAAAUUUCAAAUAAACGCGGCCCUCAAAUAAGCGCCGCCCUUGAAUAAGCGCCGCAUUUGAAUCGUGAAAAUUUUGGUACGCGCCGCGGUGUUUCUUCGAAUAAAUACGGUACAAGAAUCGAUACUGCGAUGACGUAACUGGAAAUCUAUUUUAAAAUUUCUCUCUUUUUCUUACAGCUUGAGGAUUCUCAAACUUGCCAAAAGUUUGAUUUCCUUAAAAUCGAAUUUAAAGUCGGAUACAACCGGCAACACGUGACCUUGUGUGGACAGGAACCCUCUCGCCAAGUCAGUUUAAAGAUAGAUGGGACAGAAGUUAAAAUGAUUUUUCACAGUGAUCCUUCUUUUGCUGAAAGAGGCUUCAAGAUCAGCUACCGGGCUUAUGGUUGGUAUAUCAAUUAUUAUAUAUGAAGUAAAAUAUACCGCGGCAGAGUUGGCAUCUGAUGAUGACAACCUCACGUAUCUCGACACACCAAAGCAACAGCGUUAACACCAUGAACCUAAGAUACCUUAAGCAAAAGAUUUUCGUUUUUGUUUUCCUUAAUAACAUUCUGCAAAAUUGCAGCUGCGAACGAAUUCUAAACAGUUGUUAACGGUAAGAAAAAGAAAAUUUUAUAAUACACUUUGACUCUGAAGAUGACUACCGCACAGGUUGUCGAAACGCCAGUCACUGUCAACAAGAACAGUCUUAUUCAGGACUACGUUCACCCGGACGAGCAUACUAAAUCAACUUAUGAAAUGACUCCUGGGUUCAAACCUUUCACAAAAUGAAAAUUUAAACAUAAAAUUUCUUACCUGCGUUUGAUAACAGUGUUUAUUAUAAAUAUGGCUGAACCCGCGAGUGGGCGAAAUGAAGCGAAUCCUGUCUUCUCAUUGGCUACCUGAGCGCGCAAGACGAGUCCAUCUUGCCCGCUCGGGAUUUCCCACUUUGGUCCCGCGAGAAAAAGUUCCCUUUUUGGCUAUAUAAUAAAUCCUUUAUUGCCUAAGCUUGAUCGGUCAAGGUGGCUGGAGGUCUAUUGGCCUCGUUCUUUAAUUUUUUGCGUUUUUAUUGACCUCGACUUCUUCUCGGCUACAAAUAUUCAAAAAAGAACUUGGCCAAUAUUCAGUCAUUUCGGCCUCGUGUUUGGUCAAUAAGGUAGCGUAUGUAUUGACUCUCUCAAAGAGGUUUUACACAAAGCUCGAAGUUUGUUAUCAGUGAAUAGCCUGCAGAAAACCUUCCUUAAAAAGAACCAUGAAUUUCUGCCCUUUCAUGAGCAAAAAACAGCAUUCAGAGUCCCUACUGAUGAAACAUUUCCAUAGACAACAAAUAUCAACAUCAGUAUUGAAGGAAAGUCUCCAAAAUUUACUAACAAACUAACGCAAAGCAAAUGAUGUAGCCAUGCGUAGUGCAAGUUGAGCCAAAGAGACUCAGGACUCAACAUUUCGCUAAGAAAAGUUUUAUGGCCACUUAUUUAAAGCCACGUUCUAAGUAAUUUCCAGUUUGUCCCUUAAUUCUAUGGUUGUGGUAUCUAAGCGUUCUUUGCUGCGAACAGUGCUAAGAAAACAUGACUUGCAGAAUGGAAAGAAACAUCUAUUUGAAGCAAUCCACCUACAAUGGAAAGAUUUAAAUACAGCUAAUACCGCUAACUAUCUAUUCUUUUCUUUCCCACAUCACCAUCCAUUUGUCUCGGCUUAGUUCAUGGUACAUAAAAACAUCAAAGAAAAACUUUCAUUGCAGAUAUCGAUCCUUGCUUGGAGAAAAAUGGUGAUUGCUCCCAUUUUUGUAACUUGGUUAAGGGAAAGCGGAUUUGUUCGUGUCCCAGUGACUAUAAACUGAAGUAUGAUGGGCGAACCUGUCAAGGUUAGUAUCGAAAAGACUUAUGCCUUUGUGUAGAGAGGGAGGGAUAUGUUGUUCCUUUGUGCUAUUGGAGUUUUGGGGAGGGAGCGGGGGGACUUGGUAAAGAAAAAACUCCGCUCGCCAAAGUUUCGCUAUCGUGAGGGUAACUCGCCAAUUUUUUAUUAUAAUUGGUGGACGGUAUCCAGUGACAAACAGUGUUCGAUCAUUGCUCACAUCGUCGACUAAACGACCACAGAAAUCCUUGCCCCGAAAGAUUGUUCCUAUUCUUCCUGGAGUGACAGGCAGUUCCCAGGGGCCCUUUUACUCAAAAGUCCCAGAAACUUUUCAGGCCCAAAAUCAAAUAUUCAAGUUAAAUUCUUAAGAAUUAAAGUACGGACCUUAGCUAACAAACCAGUCAAUUUUGGUUUUGUUACUCUGAUAGUUUUAAGUUAACUGCCAAACUACUGAAACCUCGAUCUCGAAUGUAAACAACAACGACAAUUUUCCGGGCUCGUUAAUUAUUGGAAUUUCGAGAAACGGGCCGCAGUGGUGUCAACAGAGGUGGAUCUAGGGAGAUCUUUGGGUGUUCGUGCUUACAAACUCCUUCGGCCAAAAUCCUACAGUCAAACACAUGCCAAACAAGAGCGGUAUUCUCGCGUGGCUGAAACUACACUUGUCCAGCAGCUGUGUCUGAGAACGCUUGUACUUACCUGCAACGUUUACUAAGUUGUUCGGCACUGCACAUCUUCUCUAGGUCUAUGGCUGCCUAGCUACAUGUAUUAAACCUGUAACUUCAAUAUACGCCGAAUUUUUGUUAUAGGCGCAAAGAGUUGCUACUUCGUGGGAUACUCUAAGUGCCCUUAUAGCUCCAGUAGUACUUGUAAAGACCUCCCCGACGGAAAGACUAGGUGCGAAUGUUGGCGUGGUUACAAAGAGCAAAAUGGCAAAUGUCAAGGUAAGCACCAGAGCCUAGCCUGCGACUGUUUGGCGCGAAAAAGUAUGGGGCGCGAGAUAAGCGAUGCGCGCGGGAGAGAGGAAACAUCUGUCCAACUGGCGAAUAGAAAUUGUUCCGAGAGCGAAAAAUUCCCAUUGGCGUUUAGCACUCCGAGGGAAAAAAGUGUUCGUUUUGGAAGAUUACCAAUCAGUGAAAGGAGAAUAAACGAGUCAAAAAUAGUAUUGAGGGGUAUGUCAAAAGAUUUAAUAGAUUGUUAAAUGGCUAUCAACGUAUCACUCAGCCCUAGUGUAACUGACUUUGAAAGGUGGAAACGGGCUUGUACUAACAAUGUGUUACUCUGUUUACUUAAGAAAUUGAUGAGUGUAAGGAGAAGCCAGGUAGAUGUGGAGUGGGAACCUGCAGGAACUACAGAGGCUGGUUUAGUUGUCGUUGUCCAAGAGGAUAUCGACAUAGUGGAUCGACAUGUACCGGUACGUGAUGCACAUACAUUAAAUUUUUGUUUGAGUUAUAUCCUUCCAUUGAUGCAUUAAUUUUUAAAGCAGUUAAACUGGACAACGUUUUGGGCGAAAAGUCCAUUUGACGGCCUUCGCUGUUGCUCUUUGCAGAUAUUGAUGAAUGUAAAGAUUACAGAGCGCCAGAUUGCGGGGAGGCCACAUGCCUGAACACCCCUGGAAGCUACGUCUGUCAGUGCGCGCCUGGUCACCAGCUGAUUAAUUCCGCUUGUCAAGGUAAGUUCAUUCAACCAUAAAUCAAAGAGAAACGCGCUUCUUUCUUCCCUUUCCGUUUCUUGAAGCUAUAAUGGCAGACGCAAGUGUUCAGAACGCUUAGAUAAGUAACGCCAAGUUCAUGUAUCUGAUGUACUUCCGAAUGCUGCUUCGGUUAGUCGUGCUUAGAAAUACUGCGUCGGAGGACGCAUGUAAUUAAUCAAAAUCAAAUUUAUAGAAUGUGUCUAAACUCAGUUUCACUCACUCACUGACUUCCCCUUUGAUCCGCAACUAUCUCGGUACCACAGCGUCCUACCUAAGCUCAAUCACUUCAGUCUAUCAUUCGGGUCUCUUAUAAUCAUUACGACAGUAAAUUACCUCAAGGCCACACAGAACAGGUCUUGAUCGGAUCGAGAUUUAACUGAGUGGGAAAAAACUUUAUGUUUUAUAGAUAUUGACGAAUGUAGUACAGGUACUCAUGGAUGUGAUCACAUGUGUAGCAACACCAAAGGCUCCUACAUAUGUCGCUGUCGCCCGGGAUAUUUCCUUGAUAGCGAUGGCAAAUCCUGCCGAGGUAUUUUUCAGCUCUUUAAUUUAAGAACAGCUUUAAUUUAAUAAGUAUUGGAGGAUGAGUGAAAGGCAUACGCGCCUAACAGCUUAACGUAACAACAAACGUAUUGUAAAGUUAUUUACCGAUGACGCGAUCACGUGACUUAAGCGGAGACCAGGUGUAGAGUAUCAAGCUGCCCUCCCCUCAGUAAAAAUCGGAGAAGGGGCGUCUGUGAUUUACCUUCGCUAAUCGUGUAUGGAGGCCACAUGAUUUUCCCGGAAUGUGUGGGAAACGAUUUAAUUGGCUGUUACUCGUAGAUGACUACCUCAUGUAAAUGAGGGAUCUCGAUUGGCUUUAGGGCCUGUCGUCAAAACAUAGCAGGCAACCAGAAAAUCAUCAUGCAGCACGCGAGAAUUUACUGCGCUUGGUUGCUCGCUGAAAUCUUUCCGAAAUAUGUUAAUGCUGUAGAAUGGGAGAAAACAAUAAAGAGGAAAUUCGGGGAUUGUAUAGUACACUGAUCAAUUACAGCACUGAAAUUUUGUAAAGAAAAUGUAUCAACGAAUUUUGGUCCAAUCGCCGUUUUUGAGAAAGUAGCCUUAUAAAUUAUAAAAAGAGCUCAGCAUUGCGUUUUACUGAUUCACAUGUUUUCAUUUCAUGUUUCAUGUCUACUUGCGUUUAGCUGGUUGUAGAGUGUAUUAGGGUCAUUUGCAAACGAAUGAGUGAUAACAUCUUUUCGGAAGCAUCCAAAAAGUAGCAAAUUUGUCUGUAUUAAGUCCAGCCUUCAGUUCAUGCAUAAUUUAUACCCUUUUUGUAGAAAUUCCAAGAUAUCUGGAAAUUCCUCCUAUAGAUUUUUGUGAAACUUCGCACAACAGAAGACAAGCACCCAAAGAUUAGGUAUCGUAAAGCAUUUCCAUAGUUAAUGCCGAUAGGGGCAGGAAUUCGAUUUAGAGCUAAAACUAUUGUGACGUCAUUGUCACGUGAUAUUUAUUCGGAUCGCCCAAAAAAUAAUAUCAUAAUAAAGUUAAGUCUAUGUGUAAGAGUGAUAAUGUUUUUACAAUAAAGAUGCUGAUCAAUUUAUUUAAGCAUAAGAGACUCGAAGAUGGAAGGUGUACCUACAAAAAUACUGGGGCGAGCCACCUUAAGAUUCAGCAACCUCUGAUAGAUUGUGAUACGCAGCACAGAUUGAUCAGUGUGCAAGAUGGCUUUAAAAGAGUCCAGCGCGCUUACACUUGUAUUGCUCUUAUUUCAGCGGUAAGAGUUGAAGGCCUCGGACAAGUCCAAACCAUCGAGACUUGCCAAGGACAAUCAUUAGUUCUCGAUUGUAAAGACGAGAAAAGGGCACUGGUCAUUUUCAAGGCUGUGUACAGUAACUUUGAUUCAAAUGCCUGUCCUAGAAAUAAAAGCAGGCAGAACCUGCCUUACAAUGUCACCCAACCUCAGUGUGCAGGGGACGUCACAUUCAUGAUAAAGAAUCUUUGUGGAUGGCGCAGACGAUGUGACAUUGUAGUAAGCAGUACGACCAUUGGAGAGUUGUGUACGGACAGCUAUAAACUGACAGUCCUGUAUUCAUGUGGUAAGGUGACAUACACAGUUAGUUUACGUAAGAAGGUCGACGUGGCCAGCGGUAAAGUCUAACACAAGUUAACUAAGUUAAUAGAAAAAACGGCCGAUUUCGCGGAAAAGUUCGGAACAAAUUUCGCCGAAAAACGAUCGUUAAAAAAAGCCAAUUUCGCGGACAUUUUCUGGGCAAAUUUCGCUAGAAAGCGAUUGGUUUUGCGAUGAUUUCACGAACUUUUUAAAUAAAACAAAACGGCAAUUUUGCCAAUUUUUGGUGGGGGGACGGUGGGGGAAUGAUGAGAGUUACAAAAGCCAAGAUUCGUCCUAAAGGAGAGCGGGCUCUGGGUACGAGACUGACAAUCGGCGUGGGCGUUUUUCUUCAUAUAUUUUCCUUGGUAUAUUGUUAAGAUAAAAUGUAUAAUGUUUACAUUUCGAACGCGACUUUGUUAAUAUUAGUUAAUAAAUCAAUGAACCAUCAAAAUUUGAAAUACUUAGCCCAAAAAUUGUUAAAAUUGAAGAAAUUCCUCGUUUUCAAUGACGCAAUUGUGCAAGGCCGCAGUUCGAUUCAGGCAUCAGAGUUCCGCGCAUGUCUGUAAAAGUACCCGGCAACCGUUUGGUCUGCCGCUUGGUUUGGUAUUCUUUAUAUAACUGACUUAUCUUAUUCUUAAACACACGAACGUUCUGUGAGCACUUAAAGUUGAUCCUUUCCGUUCUUCAAUAAUUUAAUUUGUUUGCCUCUCUAAACUUAGACUGCAAAACAGUCCGCAUUUCUGCGUAUUCAAGUACGCACGAACAGUCAAAAAAAAGGUCUGGAGCGAGGCUGAAAACGGAGAGCGAGACUGAGGCUCUUACGCUACACUAAACGGACUGUUUUGCAGUUUACUCUAAACGGCGGGGAAUGUCUCUACGACGGACACUUAACAGGAGGCGCGGUGCAGAAAUACUGUUUGUUUUAACCCUUAUUUGAACCUUAAUAUCUGUCAUAUCUUCACUUAAAUUCUCCUUUGUUGUCCCUACGCGUUUCUUAUAGAAGUAGUGAGGAGAAUUUGUUAAAGUAUCAAUAUACCUUUAUGAUCAUGCCUUCAAUUCUCCUGACCAGUCUGUUUUAUAAAGCAUAGAUAUUACAAGGAGAAAUUUGAUGUUGAUCACUAAAAGAAGGUCCAACCUAUGCAUUAUUCAAGCAAAUAAUUUUCAUCCUUCCACGACCACACAAUACCGCCAGCUACGCAGGCUAGUGGUUACAAAACUUGAUUAAUAUCACUAACAGUUACCAUAGCACUAAACAUCCUUUUAAAUUUCUACCAAUCCGCGGACUCAAAAAACAGAAAAAAAAAAUGUCCGCUAACGGCAUAAACAUGUGCAACCUACUCAGUUUCUGCCCUGUCCUUCAGGUAAACCUCUCACGUGCAAGUAUUCGCCGCCGAAGUUGUCAUGCCCUGCUGCAGAACAGAAUGAAUGCACCUCGGACGAGUCCUGCCACAGCUCUAAAAUGUGCUGUUUUAACGGCUGCAUAAAAACCUGUGUACCUCCUUCCUUGUACUCAGGUUAGUGUGACAGAUGACGCAAGCGUUCAUGUUGGAUUGAAAGUUCGGUACAGUUUGGAUACCCUGUACGCAAGCAUAUUGGCAGGCGUUUGUGAUCGUUGACUUUAGAAUGUGCAAGUUGGUCAUUAGUUGAUGAUAGUAAAAGGGCGGCUUUUUGGUUAGACAUUCAACUGUCCGAACUGUAAAGUUUCAGUUUAAAGUACCCUUUAGGCCCGUUUCAAUAGCCUAAGGAAACAGCUGCCAUUUCGCGACGUCAGCACUCAGUGGUUUCCCAGCGAAAUGACGUCUGAGGAACGAGCGCAGAAAUCCAUACUGUGAGAUUACGUGUAACUACCCAGACCUGGAUAGUGCUUCUAAUUGGUUUAAGCAUAUUUUCAACCAAUCAGAGUUACUUCCCAGAUCUGGGAAGUAGUUCUGAUUGAUUUAAGCAAAUUUCCCACGCGUCACGACCAAUCAGACACACCACCAAGAUGUAAGUAGUGACACGUCGUCAUUAUGGAAUUUCUGCGCCCCUUCCUCAGACGUCAUUUCGCGGGGAAACCACUGAGUGGUGGCGUCGCGAUAAGUCAGCUGUUUCCUCAAGCUAGUUUCAACGAUUUCAACACGAAGCUUUUCUCUCGCACGCACUGCAAACGUACGGGCGAGAUUGAAUAAGAUUUGACCAAAACGCAAAAAAUAAAAUCACUUAAGAAACACUUGUUGCAGCUUUGAAAAAAAAAAACUUAAGACUUUUUACCGUUUCUCCAGGCUUUCUCUCUAUUUUCCAGACUUUUUCCAGGUCUGGAAAAUUGCUGGGCAAAUUUCAAGGCUUUUUCAAGAAUUCAAGACUCUGUACGAACCCAUGUGUAAAUAG